ACAGCGACAUCGAAAGUUCUCAGGUAUAUGCCUGAUCAAGUUACUAAUAGUAUCAAUAUCACAAUAAUCUAACAUCAACUUCCAAAUUCAAUAAAGCUCGGAACUUUUCUUACGUCAGAAGUGUUUUCAAUUCACAGCUAUGGCGAUAUCUCUUUGCUUCACUCCACUCACUUCCAACCCAAAACACCAUCCAAGAAUCCCCCUUUAUAAACCCAUCAACCCCAUUACUCUAACAAGUCCAAAGAUUCUAAGCCCAAAUCUUAAGACAAUAAUUAAAUGUGUUCCUGAAAAUUCUCAGAAUCUUGCUGUGAUUUCAGCAAAACCCAGAUGGGAAAAUUGGUUGUUAACUGCAGCCAACCUUUUCCCUGUCUAUGUAACGGUUGGUGGGAUUGUUGCCUGCUUAAAGCCAUCAACUUUUUCAUGGUUUGUGAAUUCUGGCCCUACUUCAUAUAGUUUGGCUCUUUGGUUUAUUAUGCUUGCAAUGGGUCUUACAUUGGAGGUCAAAGAGUUAAUCAACUUGUUGUUGCAAAGGCCUCUUUCUAUUCUAUUUGGUUGUGCUGCUCAAUAUACAAUUAUGCCAGCCUUGGGAAUGAUUCUCAGCAAAAUUUUGGGUCUCUCUCCUUCAAUUUCAGUUGGUCUAAUAUUGCUUGCUUGUAGCCCUGGAGGUACAGCGUCCAACGUGGUAACCUUAAUUGCACAAGGAGAUGUUCCUUUAUCAAUUGUGAUGACAGCAUGCACCACAAUUGGUGCAGUGCUUCUCACUCCCUCCUUGACGAAGAUUCUAGCAGGAACUUAUGUUCCUGUGGAUGCUCUUAAGCUUUCCAUCAGCACGCUUCAGGUUGUGGUUGCUCCACUUCUUGUAGGUUCUUAUAUGCAGCACAAAUUUCCGAAGGCGGUGAAACUUUUUACACCUUUUGCUCCCCUUCUAGCAGUCUUAGCUACUUCUCUUGUUGCUUCCAGUAUAUUCUCCGAAAAUGUUGGGCGUCUGAGAUCUUCUGUGGUUGGCAUAUCAUUCUCUUCCAAUUUGCCUCUGCUCAAUCGUGCUCAGAAUGUGCUAACUAGUGAAUUUGGGCUUGUUGUGGUCUCUGUAGCAUUGCUUCAUUUUGCUGGUUUCUUUGUUGGGUAUCUGUCUGCUGCUUUGGCUGGUUUUGGUGAACCUCAAAGACGGGCUGUAUCCAUUGAGGUGGGCAUGCAAAAUUCCGCCUUGGCUGUGGUUUUAGCAACCUCCCAUUUUUCUUCACCGGCAGUUGCACUACCUGCUGCAACUUCAGCUAUUGUAAUGAAUUUAAUGGGUAGUUGUUUAGGUUUCUUUUGGAGAUGUAUCAGCCCUACUCAACCAAGGAGUAGUCUUGAAGUAGCUGAUAAAUCAUGAAUAUUCAUGUUGAACCAUAGUUAUCUGUUUCUCCUAUUAGUAUAACUAUCAAAAAGAAUUGUUUUCGCCAUUCUCUGAGUUCA
Nicotiana tabacum (common tobacco) is the source of this 1455-nucleotide messenger RNA. Its product is annotated as putative sodium/metabolite cotransporter BASS2, chloroplastic. The record is from RefSeq and is a predicted model, not a curated record. Lineage: Eukaryota; Viridiplantae; Streptophyta; Magnoliopsida; Solanales; Solanaceae. Gene Ontology annotation, cellular component: membrane.